AUGUGUGACUUCAUGCUUUCACGCAUUGCUAUUUUAGAAGCAAGCAGUACCCCAACAACGCAGCAAGGAGUGCGGGUUGCUGAGCAGCAGUGUAGCAGUUCACGGAUCAUGUCAACCAGUAGCCAGACCCAGAAGACAGAGGAUGAAGAGCAGGCGGAGGUGGCUGCAGUCGGGAUGGUUCCCCAGGAGCCGAGCGGAGAUGGUGGAGUGGCCAUGGCUGGUUUCCCCGCCUCAUCUGCAGGCCCUCCUAAUUCUGUCCCCUCUCUCCGUCCCUUUCCAGGCUCCUCCUCCCACUCCGUGCACUAUUUCUCCACUGCUAUGUCUGAACCCAAUCAGGGCUUUACCAAAUACAUCGCAGUGGGAUACGUGGACGGCCAGCUCUUCAGCCAUUAUGACAGCAUCACCCGGAGAGUGCAGCCUCGAGCGCCCUGGAUGGAGAAGAUGAUGGAGGAAGAGGAUCCGGAAUAUUGGGAGAGGAACACCCAGAUAGAACAGGUUAACGAGCAGGUGUUCAGAGAGAACCUGGCCAUCCUGAAGCAUCGCUACAACCACAGCGGAGGAUUUCACUCCCUGCAGUGGAUGUACGGCUGUGAGCUGAGGGAGGACGGGAGCAAAAGAGGGCACAUGCAGGACGCCUAUGAUGGGAGAGACCACCUCGCCCUCGACAAGGAGACCCUCACCUGGACGGCAGCCGAUCCCAAGGCCCAGAUCACCAAAGAGAAGUGGGAGAAGACUCCUGCCUUUGCCCAGACACUGAAGGCCUACCUGGAGGGGAAAUGCCUUGAGGAGCUGCAGAGAUUCCUGAACUACGGGAAGGAGAGGCUGCUGAGGAGAGAGGCCCCAGUAGGGAAGGUGACCCGCACGUUCGUCUCCAAAGAGAGGGAGAUGCUGGUCUGCCAGGCCCACGGCUUCUUCCCCAAGGAGAUCGAUGCCACCUGGAGGAAGGGCGGGGAGAUCAUGGAGCAGGACACCUUCCGGAGGAACGUCGCUCCCAACUCCGAUGGGACCUACCACGCCUGGCUCAGCAUCGAGAUCAACACCGGAGACAGAGACCUGUACCAAUGCCACAUCGAUCACGCUGGCCUGAUGGAGCCUCUUGUCUUGGCCUGGGAAGCGCCUGGUGCUCCUGUGUGGCCCACUGUGGGAAUCAUCUUCGGGGUCCUGGCUGCUCUCCUCCUGAUGGCUGCUGGGAUUGUCUUCUUUCGCAGGCACCAGCAACAGGGAGGACCCUUGUAAAGCAGCAUUCACUGAGUCCUCCAUCACUUGAACCUUAUUUCAGUCGAGUUCAGAAGCAGUCCUUCCCAAGACACUUCCUCACUCUCACGAGCACCUCUUUCCCUGGCUGGAAACAUUUAUACACCUUCUGAUGUGGGAGAGGCCUGCUCGGCAGGGAGGAAACCAACCGAGAAGAAGGGGAAAAGGGAAAGUGGUCCUUUAAAUGGACUUCAGUGCCUUCUGCUGCCUGGCUGGAUAGCUCAGCAAGUUAGCUAUCCAACUUCAGAGGCUGGGGAUUCAAUUCUCCACUGUGCCUCCUGCAAGGAGAGGCAGCCUGUGUGGCCUUGGGCAAGCUGCACAGUCCCAGGGCACCCCUCCAGAGGAACGGAAGGGGAAACUACUUCUGAAUACUCUCUUCCUGAACAACUUCAAAAAAGUUCACGAUGAGUUAAAAAUGACUUGAUGGCACAUCAGAAAAAAUGCUUUCUGAAUUUGUUAGAUGCUGCUUAAUACUGGGGGGUACACAGAAACAUUGAGAAGAAAGAGGAAGGGAAAAGGGUCUCCUUGCCUUCAUUUAAAAAGACGUUAAUACUUUCUUCUGUUUAAUUUUGAGGUGGGGGGGCACAAAAUGAAAAAUAUUUUCUCUUUGGAGGGGCAGAACAUGGGUUUCCAUCCCCACUGAGAUGCUAAUACUGUUCAGAUGGGCUAGUAAUAUAUGAACCGCUGCUGAGGAAAAGGUUUUAAGGGGGAAAUUAUCCUUCUGCCUUUUUAAAUGUGUUUUAAAAUUUGUUUUGACCAGCUUUUAUUUAAUUCCUUUCAAUAAUUAAUAUUCAGAUAUUUUGUAUAUCUCAGAACAGUCAUCAUUAGAUAUUUUAAAGGUUUUUAAAAAUGUCUUCAAAAUGGUUCUUAAAUCUUGACCAAUGUUUAUAGUUUUCUACAGAAUUUUUAAAUUGUUAUUGUGUGAUUUUAAAUGUUGUGAACCGCCUUAGGGAGAAAAGUGGCUUAUGAAUAAAACAAUAAACGAUAAAUAAAUAUUG
Molecule: messenger RNA, 2252 nt
Organism: Pogona vitticeps (central bearded dragon)
Lineage: Eukaryota; Metazoa; Chordata; Lepidosauria; Squamata; Agamidae
Source: RefSeq, a predicted model, not a curated record